UAUCACUAUUGGGCUUUUACAAAGCCCAGUUAUGUAGUUUCGAACUUUCUCUCGAGUUUGAGUCUCGUGUUGACGCUGUGUUGAGUAGAAAGAAAGUUGACAUCCAGGAGGCUCUUAAGAACCCUCCUUGCAUACAGAAGACGCUCAGGAUCUACGUGUUCAACACGUUUGCUAACCAAAUUAUGCUUGACUAAUAUACAUAUGUUGUCAAUUCAAUGUUUCCCAUAUACAAAAAUCUAAAGCAAAUAAUGAACUGGGUAAAACUUUAUAUAGCUGGUUUCAAUUUUUUUAGUGAACCAUGUACAACAUCAUUCAUAACAUGCCUAGGGUUGAUGCUAAUUUUUCUAAACCGUGAGUGAAUGCACUGUUAAACCCUAUAUCUUCCACCCAAUAAUAUAUUAACCAUUCCAAAACACGUAGAACGAACACUGAUGGUGAAAGCAUUAGGUCUCUCAGAAACUGUACCCUGUAUUCCAAGUCUUGCUCAGAGUUGUAACGCAAAAGAAACAGAAGCGGUCUUGGAAUGUAAGAGAGGGAUAUCAAACUUGACUGAUUGCACAAACCAUAGAUUAGCCGUAACUUGCGGGCUAUGCGUCUAGGAAUGUUGAACUCGUCCCGGUGUUUCUCGCCAUUAACGCAUGGUGAUAGAACCGUCAUCAAGAAUUGGUGUGCGCAAGAAGCAAAAGAUAGUGCCGCAGACAUAUUAAGUGACUCGUAGAGAUCCAAUUGGUGUGGUUUGGUUUGGUUUGAUAUGCCGAUGAUAAAUUUGUAACCAAUUUCGAUAUACAAAAUUUUAAAAAUAUUUUAAUUUUUUUUACCUUUUUAAUAAUGUAAAUAAUAACGAAAAUUACAUGCUAUUAAAAAAAUAUUUAAUUGUAUACAAUAAACGCUAUAAUAUAUCACAGUACAAUAGCAUAACAAAAAAAAGCUAUCUUAAAUGACAGAUCUGAUGAUACAUAGGACCUAAUACCGUUAUCGUAUUGUUCAAUAGCAUUUUCCCGAUGCUAUUAAUACUAAAUUUUCUUGUAGUGUGCCACAACACUCUUGUUAAGAGCAGUAUUGCGUACUAUGAUGUCUGCAAUCACAAGCUUCAAAAUAUUCGCAUGUGAUGAUGUCCUUAUGAACAUAGUCGUCUGACAUGGGAGGCAAAAGAGAAAGAAAAGAAGAUACAAGAAACUCUGCAGCCCUGUUUAUGUUUGACGCCAAUAGUGCAAAGUUGUCGGUGGAGAAUCUGGUUGACCUCUCCAUUGGAAGACGACUGCACACACUCUUCUAACAAGGAUCGCGUUUCCGUCUCCUGACUUGUGGAUCCGACAUAAUGUUUUAAUUGUGUUUCCAUGUUAAAUAGACAAAAAAAUAUAUCAAAGCAAAUAGCUGAACUAUUAGAGUGAAUUUUUUUGUAUAGCUAGUUUCAGUGAGGCAUGUACAACAUCAUGCUUAGACUUGAUCACAAUCUUCUAAACCGUAAGCACAGCCUAACUCAUUAUUAAUCAUUACCAUAUGUUAUAAGAUUUUAGAGAUUACAAGAUUGCAUAAACUAUAUAUUUUGUAGUUAUUAAGAAAUUUAAUAUAUAUGUAUGUAUAAUGAAUAUGUAUAUGUAAAGAAUUUGGUAGAUAAGUCAUACAGUUUGUAUAAAUAAGUUUAUCGACUAAAUAAUAAAACUAAGAGAAACUAUUAUGCUAUUAAGGUACAAAUGAUGCACUUUGUAUAAAAUAAAAAAAUUUCUUAUACAUAGAUACUAGCUUUCAUAAUAAAACCAUGCUCUGUUGCUUUAAGAUUCGGUCAAUAGAAUAUCAAACCAUUCAGUUGAAGAAAGCUUUCUUAGAUGACUCGGUUACGCUAGAGAAACUCUUAGAUGCAAUUAAAACAUUGAAGAAAUAAAUCAAGUUUGAUGGAAAUGAUGACUUCUUUUCUUUUCGAGUAAUUUUGAGAGCUCUUCAGGCUUGUGGAAGAUUUUUUGCUGUCCUAGGUCGGUCUCUACGAAAGCUACAUUAUGAGAUGGUUGGUACCAAAGAUGACUCCUCUAGGAGUUGUGACAAAGAUUGAGGGAAUUUGGAGUGUUGAUAAUGGUUAUAGUCUUUUUCUUUACACAAAAACUUAUAGUUGAAUAAGAAAAGGAAGUUGAGGAAAAAAGUGGUGUGAAUGAGGUUACCAAAACUGCUGACGUUGUGGAACAUGUCCACUUGGUGAUGGUAUGUGAUGACAUAUCAGGAGAACUGUCGCCUGCUAUUAGCCUGAGAGUGGCACAACAAAAGGAAGAGAACGACCCUGAAAUAAGAUGCCACCACUUUUUGGUUGAUUUUUGUAAAUUGAUUUGAUUAGUGGUUACUUAUACGUAUAGUGAUUAAAUAGCUUUUCAUUUUUAUUUUUCCCAAUUUUUAAUUUUAUUUUACCGCUACGAAGUUAUUUAAUCAAAUAACAGACUUAUAAUUAAAUAACCAAGAACCAAGCUAAAACGGGAGAGCAAUUUUUGAAGAAGAAUUGAGAAACCGAGAGAGAGUGGAAGAGGCGAAACCACGACCACCACUAAUACGAUGUAGACAUUGGAACAACAAGUCAUAAUUCAAGUUUUGAACUAGAAAUCGUUGAUAAAAUUUAGUUCCAAUCACUAAUAUUUAAACCUUUCUAUAAAUUAAAUUACAGUUAAGGUCUUAUGUUGUAGUUAGUACACAUGUGCAUAUCGUUUACCUACAAUGAGCUUAUAAAUAGUUUUCUAAUUUGCGGUUGAAAAUCGAAUUGAUCAAACAUUGAAAUGUCGUUCACUUACAGCACGCUAACGUUAUUUGUUUUUUUUUUCUUUGCUGAAAAUAACAUUUUAACCAUCAGCAAUUUGAAUAUCUAUUUGUUUAGGAGUCUCUAGUUUCAUCAAAGAGCGAGAACUAGUGCUGUCAGCUCUGAUUCUAGAAAGUUAAAUUAUCAUACCAAAAGAAAACUGUGUUGAAAAUAAUCAAAACUGGUUACAUUAAUUGUUUAUUUCAAAAUAUCGGCAUCAAUAUAAACCGUUGAGCUAAAGUUGAUGAACUACAUUAGAACAGGUACAUUCGCUGAAUUCAAGGAUUAGACCAAGAAUACUUUUGAAUUUAGUUUAUCCUUUUGUGAUUAACGACAAUAUAUUAGUUAGCGAUAAUUUCCAUUUACUCAAGAAAAUAUUAUUUAAAAUAUUUCCAUGCAGAUGACUGACCUAAUGAGGUUUAGUUAAAAUGUCACUCUCAAUGAAACCCCCUAACUCAAGAAAUGUCCUCGCUUAUGUAAAACUCCAGAAAAUCCCAGUUGUAAAAUUCUGUCAUUCAUCUGUUAAUGUGACUAUAUUCUAAUCAUUCAUAAUAAACAUACUCUAUUUCUGUAACUUUUUCAUCAAGACAAAAAAACAAACAUUUAUAUUCUAUAAAAGAGACUCAGCAGCUACCGAUAUAUCCGGUGGCAUAUCGGAGAGUCCAAGAAAUAGAGUGCUGUCAUCCAUUAUAUCCAAGAGGGGACCUUAUAGCUAGAAACAAGAACUUAAAGGAGAAGAUCGAGAUGGAUACUAGUAGCGAUUCAAAAAGACACAUGCAGACGUGUUUUUUCCUAGGGAUGCUGUUCUUUUGCAUGGUGGUCGAGUCGGAUGCUCAAUUAUCAGAAAAUUUCUACGCCUCGACAUGUCCUAACGUGGAGCUUAUCGUUCGUCAGGCGGUUGCAACGAAAUACCAACAAACCACCAUCACGGCUCCGGCAACAUUACGAAUGUUCUUUCACGACUGCUUCGUCGGUGGAUGUGAUGCUUCUGUGUUAGUAACGUCUGAUAAUGGAGACGCGGAGAAGGACGCGCAGGACAAUAUAUCUCUCGCAGGAGACGGUUUCGACACUGUGAAUAAAGCUAAACUAGCUGUGGAAGCUCAAUGUCCUGGCCGUGUGUCAUGUGCCGAUAUUAUGGCUCUCGCCGCCAGAGACGUUGUCGUCCUCGCUGGAGGGCCAGGGUUUAAGGUGGAGCUAGGGAGACGAGACGGGCUCGUGUCAAACGCGUCUCGAGUUGACAGGAAGUUACCAGGACCAGAGCUAGACGUAAAUGGUCUGGUCAAUCUAUUCGCUAGUAACGGACUCACAAUGACCGACAUGAUUGCUCUCUCAGGCGCACACACUAUAGGAUUCUCUCACUGCGACCGUUUCGCUAGCCGUCUCUACAACUUCUCAGCGUUCAUGCCCGUAGACCCCACGCUUGACCCGGCCUACGCACAGCAGCUGAUGCAGUCCUGCCCUCGUGUUGGUGCGGACCCCAGCGUCGCCGUAAACCUGGACCUAAACACCCCAAAUGUCUUUGACAAUGUCUACUUCCAGAACCUAGUUGCUCGGAAAGGACUUUUCACGUCCGAUCAAAUUCUGUUUAACGAUUUCAGGUCUCAGGCAACGGUGAUCAGGUUUGCAAACAGUGCUGAAGAGUUCAAUAGGGCUUUUACGUCAGCUAUGAGGAAACUCGGCCGCGUUGGUGUUAAGGUUGGGAGCCAAGGAGAGAUCCGUAGGGAUUGCUCUGCUUUUAACUAAUUUAUGUCACAAAUAUUUUAAAAACAUACGAAUUCUCCUGUUUUUUUUUUAUUAAUGUUUGUUAUAUUAAAAUGUCAUAAUCCACAAUGGAACUUGUUAUAUUGGAGUUGUAAAAGCUAUUUCUCGGGAUUGAAAGAAACAUUAUUUGAAAAUUUGAAAUACAAGUACAGUGGAAUUCAUUUGAGUUUGUACUUUGUAUUCAAAUAAGUCAGGGGUAUACAUGCAAAUUAACCUUCUAGGUAUUUAUAGAAAUUCACUUACUAUGAAUUCAUUGAUAAACGACAGAAACUCAAGUCCCAAAGGCCAAAUGUCUAUUUCUAACAAAACAGAAAGAAAAAAAACAAAACAGAAAGAAAAAAACAAGAGACACUACGUACAGAUCCACGAGAUCGAAUCAGAUUCUUAGCAUACACAACAAUCAAGAGUGUGACAAUAAUAUUAUAAUAUAUAGUUUUGAUACGAUCCAGUAGCUGCAGAGAAUCGUUCUUUUCUUCACCAUGCAAACUUCUUAUUUCGUCCGGUUCAAGCCACUGUUUCAUUAAGAUCUCAAUCUUGAUCGAAGCGUUCUAUAAAUUUACAUGCAUGGUUGUAUUAAAACAUACAUACACUAGCUAUAUCUCCUACAUUAAACUCCUAACAUUAACAAACGCUUCCUAUCUAGCUAGAUCUUGAGAUGGCUUUGAAUUGGGGACCCGUGUUAAUGUCGGUGAUUUUUUUCAUCGUAUUGACUCCCGGAGUAUUGUUUCAGGUUCCGGGGAAGACCAAGGUGGUUGAAUUUGGCGGGUUUCAGACAAGCGGUGCAGCCAUUGUUAUUCACACACUCAUCUUCUUUGCAUGCAUCACAGUCUCCCUUAUCGCUCUUCAUAUCCACAUCUACGCUGCCUAGAGAAUUUGACAUUGCAACUUUUGGCCAUCAUUGAUAGCUGCAUCCUUAAUUAUAUGUAUGUCCUGUCUUUUUGUUAUUGUUUUUGGUCAUCUUUGAUUUCCGAUUCUCAGUUAAGUACUUGUACUGGAAUUACAUUAUUGAAUCCCUUUUCGUUA
Molecule: messenger RNA, 5557 nt
Organism: Brassica rapa (field mustard)
Lineage: Eukaryota; Viridiplantae; Streptophyta; Magnoliopsida; Brassicales; Brassicaceae
Product: peroxidase 55
Biological process (GO): response to oxidative stress; hydrogen peroxide catabolic process
Molecular function (GO): heme binding; peroxidase activity
Source: RefSeq, a predicted model, not a curated record